Molecule: messenger RNA, 4473 nt
Organism: Alternaria atra
Lineage: Eukaryota; Fungi; Ascomycota; Dothideomycetes; Pleosporales; Pleosporaceae
Exons: 4
Coding region: 1-4473 (1490 amino acids)
Molecular function (GO): lipid binding
Source: RefSeq, a predicted model, not a curated record
AUGGCUACACAGUCGCGUGAAUCUGAGCUGAAGCAGCAAGGUUUGCUUGACGCGGCGAAAGACCCCAAUUCCUCAAUUACGGCGCAGCAAGCAGAGAAAUCUUUAGUAGAUCAGGCGCAGGCGGGCGGCAGCGCGGCCUUCCAGUUCGACCCCGAUGCGAGUCCCGAGCAGAAGCGGGCACAGGCAAGAGCGCGUGUUCCUGCAAACUUCCACCACGAGCGGAACAAGAAUGCAACGGCACUGGUAUCAGAUGCCGACAACAAUGGACCACAAGAAUACGACCUUCCCACGCCUACGAAAGACGGCGCCAUAGAAACACCAGAGGAGGCCAAAGCAAACGGUCACGCGCCCAAACAGCUCGACGACGAUGCGCGGUGGGAUCGGGUCGGAUGGACGCCGCGAUUCGGCAUGCCAGGCUCAGAGAACAAGGAGGAGGACGAAGAGGAAGCGUCUCUGGCCGACCACCAGACAUGGCUGGAAGGCAGGAUAGAGGACAAGUUCUUUGGCGACUGGUACCACAACACGGGCAUCAUCAUCUUUGCAUGCUUGAGCUCGUGGGUCGUGGGUGUGCUAGGCGGUGGGCUGGGCUGGAUCAUGAUCUUCAUGGCUGUUUGCGGCACCUACUACCGAACCUCGAUCCGCCGCGUGCGCCGCAACGCGCGGGACGACCUCAACCGUGAGAUGGCUAAAAACAAGCUGGAGACGGAUACGGAGAGCUUGGAAUGGAUCAACAGCUUCCUCGUCAAGUUCUGGCCCAUCUACGCGCCUGUCCUGUGUGACACCAUCGUAGGCACCGUCGACCAGGUCCUCUCCACAUCAACACCAGCCUUUUUGGACAGUCUGAAGAUGAAGACGUUCGUCCUCGGAACCAAACCUCCGCGGUUAGAGCACGUGAAGACAUACCCGAAGACACAGGAUGACAUCGUCCUCAUGGACUGGAAGUUCAGCUUCACACCCAACGACACGGCUGAUCUUACCGCGAGGCAGAUCAAGAACAAGAUCAACCCGAAGAUUGUCCUAGAGAUCCGCAUUGGAAAGGGUCUUGUUAGCAAGGGUCUGGAUGUCAUCGUAGAAGACAUGGCCUUCUCAGGUCUGAUGCGCCUAAAGUUCAAGCUGCAGUUGCCCUUCCCUCAUAUUGAGAAGGUCGAGAUGUCGUUCCUGGAGCGCCCAACCAUCGACUACGUUUGCAAGCCAUUGGGUGGAGAGACGUUCGGUUUUGACAUCAACUUCAUCCCUGGACUGGAGACCUUCAUUAUGGAGCAGAUCCAUGCCAACUUGGGCCCGAUGAUGUACGAUCCCAAUGUGUUUCCCAUCGAGAUCGCCAAGAUGCUUGCAGGUAAUCCUGUCGAUCAAGCGAUUGGAGUUCUGCAGGUCCACUUUCACGGCGCACAAGGUCUCAAGAAUCCUGACAAAUUCUCCGGCACCCCUGACCCAUAUGCCACGGUUUCCAUCAACAAUCGUAAUGUGCUCGCACGUACCAAGACGGUGCACGAGAAUGCUAGCCCUCGCUGGAAUGAGACUGUUAACAUCAUUGUGACUUCAUUGAAAGAUUCGCUUACUAUCAACCUCUUUGACUACAAUGAUAUUCGUAAAGACAAGGAGCUCGGUACCGCCACGUUCGCCCUAGAGCAGCUGGAGGAGGACCCCGACCACGAAAACAUGCAGCUCGAGGUCAUGUCAGGUGGUCGCGCCCGGGGUAUGGUAACAGCUGACGUGCGCUUCUUCCCAGUCCUGGAAGGUACCACGCUUGAAGACGGCACCAAGGAGCCUCCACCAGAGUCACGUACGGGUAUUUGCAAGUUCACUGUUGAGCAGGCCAAGGAUAUGGACGGUAGCAAGAGUAUGAUCGGACAACUCAGCCCGUACGCCGUCCUGUUGCUCAACGGCCACGAGAUCCACAAAUCGCGGGUUAUGAAGAGGACGAACCAACCCAUCUGGCCAGACGCGACCAAGGAAAUGCUCAUCACCGACCGUAAGAAGGCUAAGUUGGGUCUUGUCAUCAAGGAUGACCGUGACCUUGCAGCUGAUCCGAUCCUCGGUACCUACCAAAUUACGUUGGACGACAUGCUAGAACUUAUGGCCAAGGGCCAUGAGUGGUACAACCUCGCAGGUACAUCAAGCGGUCGCGUAAAGAUGAAGCUCGAUUGGAAGCCAGUUGCCUUGAAGGGCGCAGUAUCUUCGAGUGGUUACCUUACUCCUAUUGGUGUGAUGAGAUUGCACUUCCAAAGCGCGCGUGGGCUUCGUAAUCUGGAAGCGUUGGGCAAGUCAGAUCCCUAUGUGCGCGUGCUGCUUUCUGGUAUCGAAAAGGGUCGAACCGUUGUGUUCAAGAACAACCUUGAUCCCGACUGGGAUGAGGUUAUUUAUGUGCCCGUACAUACUGUCCGCGAGAAGCUUACGUUAGAGGUCAUGGACGAUGAGAAUCUCGGUAAGGAUCGUCCACUCGGACACAUUGAGCUCUUGGCUGGCGACUACAUUCAACAGGAUGAGAACGGCGAGUACCUUGUUCAAGAACAGAAGCAGCCUACAGCGGGACCUCUUCGAUUGGCUGGACACGCUCAGCCCCAUGGCACGCUGAACUACACUUGCUCCUUCUACCCGACGUAUCCCACUUGGGACCCGGAGGAGGACGAGGAAGAAGAAGCAGAGGAAGCUACAACCAACGGCAACGGCGACACCCGACCCAUUUCCGUUGGAUCCAAGCUCAGCCAUCAACGCGUUGUCUCCGGUUCUUCUACCUUGAGCAGGUCGGAGACUGCGGGUACCAUCUCAUCGCUUAAGUCUAACGAGAAGGAUAUGGCCAAGGAGCUCGCGAAGAACGAGCUACAGCAAGAAGAGUCGAUCCCAGAAAAGCCGAAGAUCGAGAAGUUAAGGCUUACUGCGGACGACCUGCAGCAGUACGAAUCUGGUCUGCUUGUCUUCAAGCUCAUCGAUGGCGAGUUUGCAAGGACGGGUGGUUACGUCGACGUUAUUAUGGAUGACAUGGCCUACGCCAGCUAUUCCAGCGCAAAGAUCCGGAGCAACAAGAUGACAUUCAACGAUGUUGGCGACACGAUGAUCCGAGAGCUCGACUUCUCCAAGAUCACCCUUCGAAUCAUCGAGCACGUCGACAAUGACGGCGACGAGCAUGAAGACCAUGUCAUUGCUAAGCUCACAGGAAACACUGUAGACACGCUGCGGAGGGCUUUGAACACACCCACUCAAUUCACGCUCAAAGACAAGAACGGACGCGAUAACAAGAUCACUGUCAUGCUCAAGUACAUUCCCGUAAAGAUGCGCCUUGAUCCCAGCGAAUCAUUCAACAAUCAGGGCACACUGCGAGUCGAUGUGCUUGAUGCAGCAGAUCUUCCAGCUGCGGACCGUAACGGCUUCUCGGAUCCUUACUGCAAGUUUAUGCUCAACGACAAAGAGGUGUACAAGACGAAGACGCAAAAGAAGACCCUCCACCCAGCAUGGAACGAGUACUUUGAAGUACCUGUACGAAGUCGAACAGCCGCUGACUUUGUUGUCAACGUCUACGACUGGGACUUUGGCGACAAGGCAGACUUCCUCGGCAAGUCAUCCAUCAAUCUAGAAAUUCUGGAGCCCUUCCAACAACAAGAGGUCACGCUUGCUCUUGACGGCAAGUCAGGUGCUAUCCGACUUAGGAUGUUGUUCAAGCCAGACUAUGUCGUACGAUCCCGUCAGGGCUCAAGCACGUUCUCCGGCACCUUUGCUGUUCCAGGCAAGGUCAUCGGUGCGCCUGUCAAGGGUGUCGGCAAGGGCGCCGCGUUCGUCGGUGGUAACGUAGUCCGCGCAGGGACUUUCCUUGGCCGUGGCUUCAAGCGUAGAAAGUCACGCGGCGAGGCCCCUGAAGAGGACUUUGAACGACCGAGCACCGCAGAACGACCCUCCGCGGAUACGCCAAUAAUCUCCGUUGAAGGCGAGCCCAACACGCCUACCAAGGAUAGCUCAAACCACAACAGACACCGCAGCUGGGGCGCACAGAGCUUCCACAGCCGCUUCGGUGACGGUGGUGCUGGGGGGGCCGAGCAAGGCACAGCGAACAUCACCGUCCUCGGCGCUGACGGCUUCCCUCCCAACACCAACCUACGCGUACACAUCCAGCUCGGUAAGAAGGAAAUUCACAAGACCGACCACAUCAAGGCACCGCAGGGUUCUGUUUCUUUCAACCCCAGCGAAGAGAGUUUCAAGGCAUCCUGCACCGCCGACGCCUUCUUCAGACUCGUCGUCAAAGACCAUAGCAAGUUCGGCCGCGACGAAGAACUCGGUGAAGCUCAAUUCACCAUCUCAGACCAAGGCGGCGGUGCUGAGCAGAACAUCGGUGUGGGCAAGGGCAUGGUAUCCAUCCGCAGUAGCUUCCAGCCUAGCGACGCAUCGAGCCAGCAGGGUAGUGUCAGUCCGCGGCCCAAGACAUCAGAGAGGAGAGGUCUACUAAGGAGGGAGAGAAGCACUACGCCUAACCCUCCUGCUUAG